Miscanthus lutarioriparius is the source of this 627-nucleotide messenger RNA. The record is from the annotation of a GenBank genome assembly. Lineage: Eukaryota; Viridiplantae; Streptophyta; Magnoliopsida; Poales; Poaceae.
AUGAGCGGCAGCGGCGGUGGGCGAAAGGCGGUGGCCCCCGGCGGCGAGGAGGUGGAGGUGGAGGCGCUCAUCCGGGCGGCGCAGGACGCGGUGCUCCUGAAGCUCCAGGCGAACUCCCACCUCGUCUCCUCGACGCCCGCCGCCCUGGCCUCCAGCCCUCCCCCGUCGCUCGACGCGGCGGCGCUCGAUCCCCUGGACAGCGACCUCGCCCGGCGCUUUGACGCGCUCAAGUCCCGCGCGGCCGCGCCGAAGCCGAAGCCGAAGCCGGCCGCGAUGGAUGAGCUGGAGGCGUGGUUCGCUGCACUGAAGGGGGCGGUGGCGGGGCCAGAGAAGGAUGCGAGGUUGAGGCUGGAGGAUCUAGGAGGGGAGUCGUCGGAGGAUAAGGCGGACGAGGUGGACAAGGUGAUGCGCUGGGCGAUGGACACCGCGCGCCUCGACGUCGCUGCGGCGGGCGCCGGCGGCAAGGCGAAGAAGCGCGCUGACGACGAGGAGGAGGAGGAAGAGAAGGGUGAGAAGAGCAGCGUGAGUAGCGAGGACGACGACGACGAGGAUGAGAGAUUGCGGUUGGAAAUGGCGAGGAAGAAGACGGCCAAAACCAAAUCCAAGAACAAGUGGUUCUUCUUGUGA